AUGUCGGAACAAAACGUUGACUCAAAUAAAUACAGUGAGGUGCGAAGUAUCUUUAAAUACGACAUCGAUAUAUAUAAUGCAUUGUAUCAGCUGAAAACGGAAAAUGAAGAAGAUUUAAACUCAAUUUACAAACUGAUCAAAACAGAAUUGAUUGAUUCAAAGAAAUACCCACCAAAAAGGAUUAUGGAAGAUAUUUUAAAUAUCAUUCUGUAUAAUAAUCGCUAUACAAAGUCAUAUUUAACUCUUGCCAAACUUAUAUCUGAUGAUUAUCAUGUCGCAGAGACCAACGUGGUUAAAUUUAUAUCAGACUUCCUGUUUUAUAAGGAAUAUGGAAUUAUAUUAGAUAAAUUUGAUGAUUUCAAAAAAAUUAACCCAGAAAAUCUGGAUAUUCAUACAGAAAAUACAGUUUACAGAGCAAUUAUGAAUAAUGACCUAAAAGCAUUCAUCCAAUUCACUGAAAGAGAAGAAUUUGAUGAAGAUCAAAAACUUGAAAGUAGUUUAUAUCCAUAUUCUGAAGAAGGAUAUUCAUUACUUGAAUUAUGUUGUUACCAUGGAGCAGUUGAUUGUUUCAAGUUCUUAAGAACGAAAUUCAGCUCAGAAAUAACUGAAAUAUGUCUUCAAUUUUCAUUUUUAGGUGGAAAUCAAGAGAUCAUGAGUGAAUGUUUGAAAAAUCAAACACCAGAUGAAGAUUGCAUGAUAUACGCAAUUAUUUCGCACCAAAUUGAUUUUGUUACAUUCUUGAUGAAUGAAUUCAAAAUAGAGAUCGAUUUAUCUGAUUGCGGAUUGUAUAAUAAUCUUGAAUCCUUUUUAGUUUAUUUCGAUCAAACAAAUGAUAUUAACAAAUGCUUUUUUAAAUCUGUGAUUUUCAACAUUCCAUCUGUUUGUGAAUAUUUCCUUUCAAAUGGUGCAAAUAUCAAUGAAAAAGAUAAUGAUGGAGAUACUGCUCUUCAUAUUGCAGCAUGGUAUAAUAGUAAAGAAACAGCCGAACUUCUUAUUUCACAUGGUGCAAAUAUCAAUGAAAAAGAUAAUAAUGGAAAGACCGCUCUUCAUAUUGCAGUAGAAAAUGAUCAUAAAGAAACAGUUGAACUUCUUAUUUCACAUGGUGCAAAUGUCAAUGAAAAAAAUGAUGAUGGAAUAACUGUUCUUCAUAGUGCAGCAUAUUUUAAUAGUAAAGAAACAGCCGAACUUCUUAUUUUUCAUGGUGCAAAUAUCAAUGAAAAAGAUAAUGAUGGAAGAACUGUUCUUCAUAGUGCAGUAUAUUUUAAUAGUAAAGAAACAGCCGAACUUCUUAUUUCACAUGGUGCAAAUAUCAAUGAAAAAGAUAAUGAUGGAAAGACCGCUCUUCAUAUUGCAGUAGAAAAUGAUCAUAAAGAAACAGUUGAACUUCUUAUUUUACAUGGUGCAAAUGUCAAUGAAAAAAAUAAUGAUGGAAUAACUGUUCUUCAUAGUGCAGCAUAUUUUAAUAGUAAAGAAACAGCCGAACUUCUUAUUUCACAUGGUGCAAAUAUCAAUGCAAAAAAUAAUGAUGGAAGAACUGUUCUUCAUAGUGCAGCAUUUGGUAAUAGCAAAGAAACAACUGAACUUCUUAUUUCACAUGGUGCAAAUAUCAAUGAAAAAGAUAUUUAUGGAAAGACCGCUCUUCAUAUUGCAGUAGAAAAUGAUCAUAAAGAAACAGUUGAACUUCUUAUUUCACAUGGGGCAAAUAUCAAUGAAAAAGAUAUUUAUGGAAAGACCGCUCUUCAUAUUGCAGUAGAAAAUGAUCAUAAAGAAACAGUUGAACUUCUUAUUUCACAUGGUGCAAAUGUCAAUGAAAAAAAUGAUGAUGGAAUAACUGUUCUUCAUAGUGCAGCAUAUUUUAAUAGUAAAGAAACAGCCGAACUUCUUAUUUUUCAUGGUGCAAAUGUCAAUGAAAAAGAUAAUGAUGGAGAAACACCCCUUUUUAAUGCAGCAAUGAAAAAUAGAAAAGAAACGGCGGAACUUCUUAUUUCACAUGGUGUUAAUAUCAAUGCAAAAAAUAAAUAUGGAAAAACCGCUCUUCAUGAAGCAGCAUAUUUUAAUAGUAAAGAAACAGCCCAACUCCUCAAAUCACAUGGGGCAAAAAACUAA
Molecule: messenger RNA, 2106 nt
Organism: Trichomonas vaginalis G3
Lineage: Eukaryota; Parabasalia; Trichomonadida; Trichomonadidae
Product: myotrophin family
Exons: 1
Coding region: 1-2106 (701 amino acids)
Cellular component (GO): nucleus; cytoplasm
Molecular function (GO): protein binding
Source: RefSeq, a predicted model, not a curated record